This is a messenger RNA of Tripterygium wilfordii, 2061 nucleotides long. RefSeq names its product protein IQ-DOMAIN 14-like. Gene Ontology annotation, molecular function: protein binding. Bases 688 to 1953 code for a protein of 421 amino acids. The transcript has 3 exons. The record is from RefSeq and is a predicted model, not a curated record. NCBI's taxonomy places the organism in Eukaryota, Viridiplantae, Streptophyta, Magnoliopsida, Celastrales, Celastraceae.
UUUUUAAGGACACGUCGCUCCAGAGGAAAAGAUUGUGUUUUCACUGCUCGGUUCUUCUUUCUUCUCCUUUCAGUUUCCCAUUGGAGGAUUGAAUGAAUUUCAAGCGUUUCACUUCCCUUUCUUUUGCCUUUCCCUCUCUCUCUCUCUAUCUUUUUCUAUUCCACUUUUUCUUUCUCGAGAAUCCGACUCUGUUUCAAGGUAAUUACUUUAAUCUUUCUUUCUUUGAUUACUUUAUCAUUACCUCCAUAAUUGUUUAAUACUUCACUUUUUAAUUAAUCGAUUCUGUAACUCCCACUAAUCCAUCAAUAGCAAGUAAACCUUCCGCGUUGUUUCAGUAGAAAAGUUUUUUUGUCAUGUAAUGCAGUUGUUCACGAGGCAGUGACAGUAUUAUAUUCUUCACAUUAUUUGAAUUUCAAAAAAAAAAAAAUUAAAGAUUGAAGCUUUUUAAGUUUUUUUUGUUCUUUAAAGAUUAUAGGACAUAAUCUUUCUACUCAGACUCUGCUUCAUCGCCAGUUUUAGCAGCAACAGAGAGAGCACCAAAGAUUGUAUGAGCUGUAGCUGCAGGCCUUUCUAUGUAAAAAAGCUCUUCAAUGGCUAGAUUUCACUUUUUGGGUCCUUUUUAGUCUCUGUAACGCUUCCUUCAGUCUUCUCCGUAUACUCUGUGCUCUUUAUUUCUGAGGGAAAAAAAUGGGUAGAGCUACAAGAUGGCUUAAAGGCUUGUUUGGGAUAAAGAGUAGCAGAGACGAUUCAACUUCCGGUGACCGGAAAGACAAGAAACAGAGCACUUUUGGCCACUCACGGAGGGAUUCUAGAGGCUUCACUCAUAGUCCAGGGACAAUUCCACCCAACAUAACCUCAGCAGAGGCAGCUUGGAUAAGAUCAUAUUACAAUGAAACAGAGGAAGAACAGAGCAAGCACGCAAUUGCUGUGGCCGCCGCCACAGCCGCAGCUGCAGACGCUGCAGUUGUGGCUGCACAAGCAGCGGUGGCUGUGGUCAGACUAACCAGCAAUGGCCGGGGAACCAUGUUUGGCGGUGGCGGCGAGAGAUGGGGUGCGGUCAAGAUUCAAACUGUGUUUAGAGGUUAUUUGGCCAGAAAAGCCUUGCGAGCAUUGAAGGGUCUAGUGAAAUUACAAGCACUUUUUAGAGGCUAUCUUGUGCGCAAACAAGCCACUGCAACUCUUCACAGUAUGCAAGCUCUCAUUAGAGCACAGAAUAGUGUUCGAUCCCAGAGAGUCAGAGCAAGAAAAUCCAUGGAGAGGUUUGAAGAGAUAAGGAGUGAACACUCAGUGUCAGUCCAUAGCAGAAGAUUAUCAGCCUCUCUUGACACCACAAUCAACACUGCAACCGAUGAGAGUGCAAAGAUUGUGGAGGUUGAUACAGGGAGGCCAAAAUCAAGAUCUCGCAGAACCAACACUUCAAUUUCAGAUUUUGGCGACGACCCAUUUCACCAAACACUCUCAUCUCCAAUCCCAACUCGAAUUCCACCCCGUCUAUCGAUACCCAAUUGCGGUUGCAACCUUCAAGACUCUGAAUGGGGCUUAACAGGCGAGGAAUGCAGGUUCUCUACCGCGCAGAGCACUCCCCGGUUAGUCAAUUCAGCAUCUUCUAAUGCACCGGCGACGCCUGCUAAGAGUGUGUGUGGAGAUAACUUCUUUAGGCAGUAUAUGAACUUCCCUAAUUACAUGGCGAAUACACAGUCUUUCAAGGCUAAAGUGAGGUCACAGAGUGCACCAAAGCAACGACCGGAGCCAGGACCGAAGAAGAAGCUGUCAUUGAAUGAAAUGAUGGAGUCAAGGAGUAGUUUGAGUGGGAUUAAGAUGGAGAAAUCAUGUUCACAAGCUCAAGAAACUAUCAGUUUCAAGAAUGCUGUAAUGAGUAAGCUUAACAGGUCAAUGGAGUUUGUUAGAGAGCCAGGAAGAAAUUUUGAUCAGAACCAAGUGGUGACCCAAUAAAAGAAAUGCUGGAUGCAGUUUCCUUUGCAAGAAAUUCAAAUCUUGAUGUAAUCAACAGAUUCUUGAAAGAUCUAUAUGAAUAUGAAACAAUGCAAUGCUGCCAAAUUA